Molecule: messenger RNA, 2056 nt
Organism: Haliotis rubra (blacklip abalone)
Lineage: Eukaryota; Metazoa; Mollusca; Gastropoda; Lepetellida; Haliotidae
Product: alcohol dehydrogenase [acceptor]-like
Exons: 13
Coding region: 246-2036 (596 amino acids)
Molecular function (GO): flavin adenine dinucleotide binding; oxidoreductase activity, acting on CH-OH group of donors
Source: RefSeq, a predicted model, not a curated record
GGACGAGACCGUGUUUGGCAGCUUUUCUCCUGAGUGUUUCUGGGACUUCAGUCCUUCCCCACAACGAAACGCACGUCUCACCCUAAGCAAAAUGAACGGAGGAAUAGUGUGAUGCCGCUGAAGUCUAAAGACGAAUCCCAAGUUGUCUGAUUGUGAUUCAGUUUCUUGGCUAGAGUGCCAUGUAUUGUUCUAUGGACCAUUUCUGUGUGACUGUUGGCUUGGAGUGAUAAUAGGAGGACGUCAGAAUGCUGUCAUCAACGUCACUGCUUGUCGUCGCUAAUGUCGUCGUCCUUGCCAUUGUCGUUCGUCUGUAUGUCGUUCCUACUGACAACAACACAGUCAUUUCACCAGCACUAAACACAACGUACGACUACAUUAUAGUUGGAGCAGGAUCCGCAGGUUCUGUCUUGGCAUCUCGUCUGUCCGAAAAUGUUCACGUGACCGUCCUACUUAUCGAAGCCGGAGGAGAUGACCGACAACAGCCUAUAGUGGAUAUCCCGUUUCUUGCACCACUGGGAAUGUGGAAUGACCAAUUCGAUUGGCACUAUUUGACUGAGCCGCUUAAAAGCGGGGGUAAUGCCUACCAAGAUAGGAAAUCAUACUGGCCUCGCGGAAGACUUCUUGGUGGUAGCAGUCAACUCAAUGGCAACGUCUAUGUUAGAGGUCAUCGCCAUGACUACGACAGCUGGGCAGCCAGUGGAUGUGAUGGAUGGACGUACAAAGAUGUCCUUCCCUAUUUCAAAAAGUCCGAAAAUAAUCGGUUGGAGGACCUCUCUCCAGAGUACCAUGGGGUCGGUGGGCCUUUAACCAUCAGUAAGGCAGAGGUACAACCGGUAUCAGAGCGAAUAUUCAAGGCUGGACUUGAGUUGGGCUAUAAAGAGACGGAUGUGAAUGGAGCGACACAGGAAGGAUUUAGUUACACACCGACCACAAUGAAGAAUGGAGAACGUAUGAGCACAUCCAAGGCUUUCCUGUGGCCAGUGAUAAACAGACCGAACCUGCACGUUCUGGCUCACAGUCAUGUCACAAAGAUAAUGAUUGAAAACAAGAAGGCAGUCGGCGUGGAGUAUGUUAAAGAUAACCGCCUGUACAAAGUGCUGGCAUCAAGGGAGGUAAUCCUGUCAGCUGGUGCAAUUGGGUCGCCACAGUUGCUGAUGCUGUCUGGGAUAGGACCGAAGAAACACUUGGAGGAUAAAGGGAUCAAAGUUAAAGCGAACCUACCCGUGGGAGACAACCUCCAGGACCACGUGAUGACAUUGUGCAGGUCCUCGAUCAAACAACCCCUCUCCAUCACACCACAGAAGGUCUCGUCAAUCAAGUCGACUCUGCAAUGGAAGGUUUUUGGAACAGGUGUCCUUGCCUCAAAUAUUGGUUUAGAAGUGCUCGCCUUCAUAAAGACUAAGCCUGACGAAGUCAGCCCCGAUCUCCAACUUCACUUCUAUUCCUUUCUGGUAGAUCUGGAAGCAGGAAACUUUUUUAACAUUGACGAAAAGCUGAUAGAUCGCAUGAACUGGACGGGAGACGAAGGCUUUACAGCUCUUCCAAGCUUGCUCCACCCUAAGAGUAGAGGGACAAUCCGCCUCAGAAGCACAAACCCAUUUGAACAUCCUGCCAUCGACCCCAACUAUUUAUCCCAUCCUGAUGACGUCCAAACGCUCAUGAGAGGCAUACGGAUUUCGCAGAAAUUGUUGCAGACAAAAAGUUUGAAGGAUAUUGGUGCUGAACAAGAAAUGAAGCAUAUUCCAUCAUGUGUGGAUGUGGAAUAUGACACAGAUGCAUACUGGGAAUGUCACAUACGGUCCAUGCCACUGACGAUUUACCAUCCUGUUGGAACCUGCAAGAUGGGAAGUGUAGACGAUUCUUCGACAGUUGUGGAUUCCAAGCUGAGGGUGAAAGGUAUUUCUGGACUGCGAGUCGUGGACGCCUCCGUAAUGCCGACCAUAGUGUCUGGGAACACAAACGCACCGACCAUCAUGAUUGCAGAGAAGGCGGCGGACAUGAUACUUGAGACAAAAAACGAAUUGCGUGAUCACUAAAACAAGAGUGGUGGCACUAU